CCUCCCUACACGAAGGAACUCGACCUUAGAUAAUAGAAAGGGCUAUUGUUUGCUGGCAGCAUAACACUAACAGAUGCCCCAUCUGCAUGCAAUUUCAUCAAAGGAAGGUCGUUUCAUUUUAUCAUUUUAUGGCCAAAUCUGCAUAUGGUACUCAUUAUGUUUGGAAUGGUUAGGUACUUUCGUCUCCUUGGUUUCAUAGCUUUUCCUCUUCUUUCUUUGUACCUCAAAAGCUACUUAGAACGUUCAAAGUCAAAAUGUCUAUGUUUAUCAAUAAGUUUAGAGUUCAGCCCAAAUCUAGUCCUCACUCUAUUUGAUCUUAUUUAAUAUUGUGUUCUGAGAGCAUUGACAUCAUUAUUUCUGUGUGUGCAACAAAACUUUCUUGUUGCCGUCAAAACUCACUCCCACCUCUCAUGGAAUUGAAAAGAAUGCGCGCAUAAUUUAUUUUGGAAAGGGAUUAGAAAAUUUUAUUCUCUCCCACAUACAAAUUUUCACAUCUGCAUAUUUCUGCUUUUAUGCUGAACAAAUCAUCUUUGGACAUAAUAAUUUCUUCAAUGGAGAGGGAUCGUGACCUGCAUAGCUACCUUCUUUUUUAAUUUUUUUUAAUUAAUUUAUAAAAUCAACGGGAAAGGGGAUUUGAAACUUGUGAUAUUCUAACAUUGGAAAAAAAAACAAAAUACAGGAGACCACUUGCUGUGAGAAGAAAUUCUUUUGUAUAAUCGCCUUCUGACAAUAUCUAAUAAGAUAAGGUUGGUUUGUUGUGAGAGGAUGAUUGUAUACAACGAUCUUAUAUAAAAAAAGGUUAAUAUAUAUUUAUUCUUUUUGGGAGAGGGGUUGUAUAUAACAGUUGUAUACAAAAAUGAAACAGGCAGCAAAAGGGUAUGAUGGGUAAAUUUCCAGCUGGGCAUUUGAAAAACAGUUGAAAGAGGCGGAAAAACGUUGGGUCUCUCGGGAGUCUCUCAUUUGGUCCUCACGUUUCGCUGAGACUGUUGCAAAUGCUGUCUUUCUCAACGAUUUUUAACUGUACAUUGUUAAUGCUGAUGCCUCUUCUUUCCUCUUCCUCUCUAAUUUUAGCCAACUCACAUCAUCUCUCUCAGAAAACCAACCCAAGAAACACCCCACUAACAACAACAUUCACCAACAAAAAACAUACAACAAAACACAAAACAAGAAAAUAUAAAGUUUAGGAUGCCUGCUCUUUUUUUUACCUUAAUCAAUCUAUCAGCAUCUUCACCCAAAAAUCCUCCUCUUUUUCUGAUUCAAAACCCAUAACCCACCACCCUUUUCUUGUGAUUGUUUUUUUUAAAAAAAAAAAAAUUGUUUUUGCUUUCUGGGUUUUGCUUCCCUUUUUGUGCUUUGAAAGGAUGAUCCACUUCCACAACAUUCUGGUGUUGUGGGUUGUUUUAUUUGGGUUCUUCACAACUGGGGUUUAUUCCAAGACUAAUUCCCAAGAUGUCACUUCACUUAAUGUGAUGUAUAACAGCAUAAACUCUCGUUCGAAACUAAGUGGUUGGAAAUCAAGUGGAGGAGACCCUUGCGGCGAUUCCUGGAAAGGGAUAAAAUGCUCAGGCUCAUCUGUAACUGAAAUAGAUCUGUCUGACCUUGGGCUCAGUGGAUCAAUGGGCUACCAGCUUGCAAGCUUAACAUCUGUCACUCGCUUUGAUUUAAGCAAGAACAACCUCAAUGGCGAUAUACCGUAUCAACUGCCUCCGAAUGCAAAGUACAUAGAUCUUUCUCAAAAUGCCUUCACAAAUACUGUGCCAUAUUCAAUAUCUCAGAUGUCUGACCUUGAAACUCUAAAUCUUGGUCGUAACAAGCUCAAUGGACAGUUGACUGAUAUGUUUGGGAAACUUACUAAACUCAAAGAGCUGGAUUUAUCGCACAACUCAAUGACUGGCAACUUGCCUCAGAGUUUUGGAAAGCUCUCAAGCCUGAAAAAAUUGAAUCUGCAGAACAAUCAAUUUACUGGUCAAAUCACUCUACUUGUGUACACUCCCGUUGAGGACCUGAAUAUUGAAAACAACCGCUUUUCUGGCUGGAUCCCUAACGAGUUGAAGGGUAUAAACAUAAAGUCUGGAGGAAAUUCUUGGUCGUCUGGACCAUCUCCACCUUCUCCCCCUGGUGCACGCCGUAAUAGAGGAGGAGGGUCUUCCUCACAGAGUGGUGGGGGGAAGUCUUCUGUAGCCACUGGAUUAACCAUAGCUGGGAUAGCUCUGGCCAUAUUGUUGGUGCUUGCAAUUAUAAUUGCCCUUUUUUCAAGAAGAAGACGUUCUUCUACUUCACACCUCCUUGAUGAUGACAGGCUUAGCCAGCGUAAAUCCUUUGGUGCCUCCUAUUCAUCUAAGGAAUUAUCUAGAGAACUGAAUUCUUCAUUCAGAAAUAAAGAUGAUAUGCCGGUGACAGAUCCUGGAGCCGUUUCAAUUGACAUAAAGCCUGUUUCAAAAUCUCCAUCAAUUGGUUUUAAGUCGAUUUCUGGACGUUUGCAAUCCUUUGCCAGAAGAAGCACCUCUGUAAAAGCUACGAAUUACGCUUUGGCAGAUUUGCAGGUUGCUACUGCUAACUUUGCACCCACUCGCCUUCUUGGGCAGGGUACCAUUGGACGUGUCUAUAGGGCUAAAUAUGAUGAUGGGAAGGUUUUGGCUGUGAAAAAGAUUGACUCCUCAUUGUUUCAAGGCUCAGCGCCACAAGAAUUUUCUGACAUUGUUGUAAAUAUCUCCAAGAUUCGCAAUGCCAACAUCGCCGAACUUGUUGGUUAUUGUUCAGAACACGGGCAUAACAUGUUAAUUUACGAGUACUUCAGGAAUGGCUCGCUUCAUGAAUUCUUACACAUGUCAGAUGACUACAGUAAUCCCCUAACUUGGAACACAAGAGUCAGAAUUGCUUUAGGCACUGCCCGGGCUGUUGAGUACCUCCAUGAAGGCUGCUCUCCAUCCACAGUUCACAAGAACAUCAAAUCAUCAAAUAUUUUUCUUGACAUUGAACUCAAUCCUCGUCUCUGCGAUUAUGGCUUGGCAACCUUCCAUCAGCGUACUAGCCAAAACCUUGGGAUGGGAUACAACGCUCCAGAAUGCACUAAGCCAUCAGCCUAUACAGCAAAGAGUGAUGUUUACAGUUUUGGGGUAGUCAUGUUAGAGUUAUUGACAGGUCGUAUGCCGGUUGACAGUUCAAAACCACCUGUGGAGCAGUGCCUUGUCCGGUGGGCAACCCCACAGCUCCAUGAUCUCGAUGCCUUGUCACAAAUGGUGGAUCCUGCUCUCCGUGGACUCUACCCUCCCAAGUCAGUCUCGCGGUUUGCUGACAUCAUUGCCCUCUGUGUUCAGCGGGAGCCUGAAUUCCGGCCACCUAUGUCAGAGGUGGUGCAACAGUUAGUGCGGUUAGUUCAGCGCUCUAGUAUGAACAUGAGAGAGGAUCUUGGUCUCGGGGCGUCUCGUCACUCGAGUGCCAUGAGCAGCAUGAAAGAGGAUCUUGCAGCUUCUCGCAGGUUGACCGACUUUUGAUGGUGAUUUGCAUUUUGAUCAAUAUCAUGUAAGCAAGCAUAUAGGAGACACAGAUUGAGUCAUUCCAUUAAAUGUUUUUCUCUGUCUCUCCCAAAGCUGCCCACUAUUUGUUAAUAGACUUCCUUCAAAAUUAAUCUCAUGAAAACCUGGGCCCUAAAGUUGUUCAAGGCAGUUUAGCUAGUUCAUUAUUGGAGAAGCAGAUUUGAGAAAGAGGAAAAAAAAAAAGGUUAUUGGAAAUUGUUCAUGGGAGACUACAAAGCCAACCUCAGGGAGAGUGUAUGCUUCAACAUGAUGCAUUUUGGGGGAUGGUUAGGAAUAGUUUGUAAACUUGGUCUUGUCCCCCAACCGAGUCUUGGUUUUGUUCAUUGCUCAAAUUGAUGAAUGUUGAUAUCAACUUUAAACAAUUUUCAAAAAUUGCUUAAUUUGCAGAGAUCUAUCUGGCUUGAGGAAUCAGACAUU
This is a messenger RNA of Prunus avium (sweet cherry), 3953 nucleotides long. RefSeq names its product protein STRUBBELIG-RECEPTOR FAMILY 5-like. Gene Ontology annotation, biological process: protein phosphorylation. Gene Ontology annotation, molecular function: ATP binding; protein kinase activity; receptor serine/threonine kinase binding. The record is from RefSeq and is a predicted model, not a curated record. Lineage: Eukaryota; Viridiplantae; Streptophyta; Magnoliopsida; Rosales; Rosaceae.